AUGCUCUGCAGAAUGACAUCCCUCUCGUGGUGGACAUCGUUGUUUCUUUGUCUUGCUUCGCCUAAAGGCUGCCAUUUAGCCUUUGAUGAGAGAACAGGCGAGACAGGCCAUUCUUUCUUGGCGCGUUGCGCACUCGCUGCACGCUCUGCAGCGGAGGCUGUCGGGAUGGGCAGAGAGCUUCCGCUGGGCGUGCCGGAGUUGCGGGGCUGCCUUGACACCUCUAGCCAGCUUCAGGAUGAGGCGCUCAGGGAAGAACGAUGCAGCUUGUGUCCAGAGGGCUGCGUGCUGGUCCUCUUACUAGAGGCCUUGGCAUUCCCGGCGCAGCAUCUUAAUGUGCGCCACUGUUCUUUAUCUCUGAUGUUCUAUUUCCGGGCCAGCAUGUACUUUAAGGAUUUCGAGCCGCACUGGACAUUGGACUUGCGAGACAACCUCGCCCCACUGGUGAAUGUGCGGCGAGGCCAGUGUGCCAGCGCGCGGGAGCGCGAGCUCCAGGGCCGAGGUGUGCCGCAGCCACAGCCCACUCGGCCUGCUCCCGUCCAGACAUCCCGCCGUGGCCACGGCAGCCUUCCCCGUGAGGAACAGGCGGCAGUGCUCAUCGCAGCGACGCCGGCGAUGCUCAAGAAGUAUCAGCCCUUCAUCAACUUGUGGAGAUGCUAUGCGCUGCGCCACGGGCAUGCCUUUCUCCUCGAGACGGACGAAGGCGAAGCGCCGGCGCCCAAUUGGUUGCGCUGGUACGCUGCGAGGCGGUAUUUGCCGCUCUAUGCAGCGAUCCUGCUAGUGGAUCCUGACCAGAUCAUCGUGGCACCGUGCUGGGACUUGUCAAUCAUCGAGUUGGCGGGGACUUGGCCAGAACGAGAUGCGAGUCGGCCACUUCCUGACGUCGGUUUGCGCGACUUCGGGCGUCCGCAGACCCUCAACAAUGGAGUGGUGCUGCUGCGUAACUCUGUCCGUGGCAAUUUCUUCCUAGAGCUUCUUCUUGAGAAGGCCCUUUGGUUCCAGACCAUCGAGCGUGACCAGGGUCCCUUCGACGAGACCGUCCUGGAAGUGUUGGGAAUGGAGGCCCAAAUGCGGCAUGGCGCCACCUAUGAUUCGGAGUGCGCACAGUACCUCUUCCCCAACCAUCAGGGGAACCACGAGGUCUCGCUCUAUGCACUGUGUUGGUGGCGGGUCAGUGAAGAACUGGCCGGCCCCUUCGGCGACCGCAAUUCAAGCAUCAUCAGAUUCGUCGAUCCGCGUCUUACUGACAUCAACCAUGUUGUUGGCGCCAGAGGAUUGUCCGAUCCGGCACUCCUCUACCACUUCGCGGGCCGCUCCAAGGACUGGGAGGCGAUGCUGGAGACUUUUGGCGUGGAUGCCGCGCGAACACGUGCUUGCCAAGAGGUUUUUAGCUAUGUCGACAACAGGAGCUCUCUAGAAGACUGUGUUCCUGGUGGUGGCAAGAUGAUUAUGGACUAUGCUUAUGGGGGGGGACCGCUUCUCCUUUCGGAGGUGGCUCAGCACCUGGACCAGACCUUCUGCAGCCGAGACAAGUGCCACCUGGGAAUCAUCUCUGCCGGUGGAGGCAGUGGGCCUGAUGAGCAAGGAGUUUUGUUCUCCAAGCUAGAUGCUGCCUCCCCUGGCAAAGCUGGCGAUGCUUCGUUCAGUCAUUGGGGAGAAGGCCCUAUGAGUGCACAGAAGAUAGUCUUCUGUCCAGAUCCAGACAAGGGCAAGGCUGCCAAGAAGCUGUACGACUGGCUGAACAAUGAGAAGCAAGCCGGCAUCGCCAAAGAUGAGGUGUACUUCUUUGAUGACCACACGGGCAACGCUAAAGAAAUGGCAGAGUUUGGCUUCAAUGGCCGAGAGAUAGCCUGUGAGCCACGGGACAAGAUGAUCGGCGAUGGAAUUGUUGGUUUGUGCGGAGCCCUCCU
Molecule: messenger RNA, 1907 nt
Organism: Symbiodinium sp. CCMP2456
Lineage: Eukaryota; Dinophyceae; Suessiales; Symbiodiniaceae
Source: the annotation of a GenBank genome assembly